AACACAAACCAAGCAAGCAUGCAACAGAAGGGUUGCGUGUAAUUCAUCUUCACUGUUAAAAAUGAAGAGUAAAAAUUUUCUACAUGAAAAAGAAACGAAUUUAUUUUAAGAAGGAUUCAGACCUGAGACGGAGCCAGAUGGUGGUGAGAGAGCUGAAGAGCAGGUUGAGAGCAAAGCAAAUAAAGAGAAACGUUUAACUUUGCUUACUACAGCUAUUUACGAGCAUUCUCUCAAUGCAUUGCAACAAUAAUUUAAUUUCCAUGCGUUCCCUCUAACAUGCAGGCCCCACUACACCUCCAUAUUAAAUACAAUUAUCGAUUCGAAAGCGGAUAUAGCGUUCCGGAGUAAAUAUUUAACGCAGAUACAGUGAGUCGAGUGUGACAGGAUUCAAAUGAACGCCGAGUGUCGAAAAACAUGAACGCAAUGGUGCACAUUGGUUUCUAUUGUUUUUUUGGUGGGGAUAUUUGAAAUGUAUGUAAUCAUACCUCAGGCCCACUAUGAAUAGUGAUAGAUUAAGCAAUCUUGCUGUAUUUAGCAUUGAGUCUAGGUCCUAAACUCAAGGCUCAGAUCGAGUGCUUUCGACUCUACGAGGUCAAAAGCACUGAAUCUCUAAAUCACUUCCUGAUCAGGUUGCCAGAAAUCACCAAAAUCGCAGGAUGCAAUUGCUGUAAUAGAAGGGCAACUUAAGACUGUUCCACAAAAUCUGCACUGAUAUGAAUCUUUUAUCAGCACUACUGUGAUUAUACAUUUUUUUCACCUCACCGUAAUGUUAUGUCUGCAAAGGUUUAAAAGUUUGAUAAUAUAAAAAGUCAAUUAAGAUUUUGAAACUUUGUCUUUUUUGCCCUGGGUUGAAUGUGCCUCUUUCUCAAACCUCCUUGUCAUGUAGCAAGGUGGUGGUGGACCCCAAAAAGCAGGCAGGAGAGAGGAGCAGGGUGUAUUUGAAGAAGUGAUAUCUUAUAAAACACAAAACUAAAUCCUAAACAAACAAAGUAGCAAACAAAAAUCAUGACUGAAGAUAAAACAUAACAGCAACCAAAACAUGACUGAAACAAACCUGAUUGCAACAAACAUGACAGUAGCAAGAAGCAACAAUGACCCAACACCGAGUGUUUGGGCAGGAGUCCUUUUAUACAACUAAUUAACAAAUGACCAACAGAUGUGCAACUGCCGGGGGAGCCCUACAGUGCCACCUGUUGGUCCCUAAACCAAAUCAUGAAAGUACCCCUCCCUCAAAGGACGUCCCAAGUUGUCCAAAAGCUUGCCUCGCCGGGGAACAGGAACUAAAAGCGACGGCGAUCCUUGCCUCGCCGCAAAACAGGAACAAAAGCGACGGCAAUCCUUUUGGCUAGGCGUGGCCUGACGUGGACGGAGCUCGACGUAUCGGGGGACAUGGAACAGCCGGACGUGAAUAGGGGCUCGGCCUAACGUGGGCGUGGGCGUGGACGUGGCACAGUCCAGGCUUAUAAUUGACACAUCGGCUGCGUUGACACAUCCAGGCUGCUAAUUGACACGUGAACUGCAUCGGUGCGGUUUAUACUGCAUCGGCUGCUUGGCACAGUGCAGGCUGCGCCACUUAGUCCAGGGGGCGUCGACUCAGUGCAGGGGGCGUUGACGCAGCAAAAGCCCGCACAGUGUAUCUAAGGAAGUGCGUCUGGCGACACGAUGCCAAUUGCCGAAACAAGCCAGACCUCACCCUCGCUCGAAUAAAAAUACAGUAUAUGUUUGGGCAAUACGGAAAACACACUGAUUAUCAGAAAAAAAUGUGUUCAUCUGACUUCGAGCGUCAUGUCGGCUGUCAGAUAAUAGGCUAUGAGAAGUGCUUUAUGAACGUUUGUACUGUACGUCAUACUCCAGUUGAUUGAGAGGUCCCGCCUAUAAGGGGGAGUUCCAGAAAGUGAGCAGUGAGUGAGUGAGCACAUCGCAUGUUUGAUGACUCUGCCACGUUGUGAUUAAAAGUCACAUAAAACGUCAACCUUGUCUGCUGACCAUCAUUACAUCGGCUAGGCUAGCUUAGCUGUUGUCGUAGUUCGAAGCUGAAUAUGUGGCGUGGGUUGGGUCCAGUGGUUGGGCAGGAGUCCUUUUAUACAACUAAUUACCAAAUGACCAACAGGUGUGCAGCUGCCGGGGGAGCCCUACAGUGCCACCUGUUGGUCCCUAAACCGAAUCAUGACACCCCUGGCCUCAGCCAGGCCCCCUCAGUGAAAUUGAUCUAGAACCCCACCAGCGGUUGCGAUAUCCCGCAACCACUGUUUGUGGAAUAACUAAGAUUCCUUUUUUAAUGAUUUUUUAAAUAUCAGGUGAAGUCAGUGAUGUAGUUACAAUUGCCUUGAUUUUCUAUCUCAACUUCAGAACGCUUCUUGACGCUAUUCUAAGAGAGUUAUUAUUCUCUCUGGGUAAAUUUAUAGUUGCUCGAUAGCCAAGAAAUUAUAAAACAUUUUUAGUGUGCAUUACGAUGAUCCGCCGCCGGCGAGCGGCCUUGGCCUCGUUCAAAAUGAAAGCGCCUCAACUAAUGCAUGUGCGAUGCGGUGUCUGGAGAGUUCAGUGUUGGUUGUCCCAAUGCAUUGAAACGAGACGAGUCAUUGGAUAAAUGCUAGUUUUGUCCCGCCCAUCGGACACUCAGCGUCUCUGGGAGUCUAUGGACAGUGGACGUUUAUGGGCUGGCCCGGACGCCGAGCUUUUCUGCAUGAUGAUUGGAUGAUCUGUCUGAGGCUGAAUCUCUUUUUGAUUGACAGCGAAAUGAGCCAAUCACCGAUCUUUUGGUGUAGGCAUCCGUGGGAGCAUUUUUCAAUUCUCAUUCUGUUCUGAGUUGAACUGGAGACUUCUAAUCAUCUGAGCGACACUCUCUUUGUUGAAAACGACUAGCAACAAAUUAAUCUUUUAUUUCUGUUGGGUUUUAUUGUAGUUGCUGUAGUUGUAGGACACUAGUUAAGUCGCUGGAAAAGAUGCCUUGUUGGUAUGAGAGGGUCACAAAUGAUUUUCUUGAAAAGGAACAGAAAGUAGAAUCCAUGUAUAAAUAAACGGACACAUUUUAUGAUGUUUUCCAGAAUUGAGCUUCCCCUCUUUGACAGACUAGCAUCCGGUUCGAAUCCCGCUUGGGGCAAAAAUGAGCACAUAACACCAUCCAGUGUGAGUCCUUGGGCAAGAUCCUUCACGCUAAUGCCUACCUCAUACAAUGAUGAGAGACAAUAAAACAAAUGACAUGCCGGCUCAGACGUCGCCCGGCCAAACAAGAUUUGCGUCAGGUGCUGGGGAACCAGAGCACCUUGAUGAAAAAUGGGCUACUGGAACAAAGCGGAAAUGGGCGAGAUGCGAUAACAUGGCUCUGUUGCAAUGCUACUACUCAAGCAACCCUAGUCAGAGGGGCUACAUGCAGAGAAUGUGGGCAAAAUGGUUACUUCGAAACCCACAGUCACGGUUGACAACGAAACAACUAGUAGCUCAGUGUUCCAACAUCCACAAACGGCAACUGCUGUCACAACUUGAGAUUGAUGUACAACGCAGGUUCCAUGGUGAAGGGCCCCAGGCUACCAGAUCAGAAGAAGAGGUCAUACCAGAGAUUGGGAGGCAAGCCCCAAUGAAUGCAGAUGAUGAGAGUGGGAGGCCACCCCCAAUGAAUGAAAUGCUGAGCGAGGCAGCAACUGACCUGAAAGUGAAGAUCAUGGCGAGAAUGAAAGCUGGGCAACCUAGCUACCGAUUACAACGGCUAUGUGAAGUACCACCUGAAAGUCUCAUGGAAAGUGUGAAUGCACCACCGAGGGCGAUCCGUACCGUAACGAUCACGGAAACCAAUGAGCUGAUAUACGCUUCAGCAUCAGUGAUCCUAGAGACUCUUGGCUAUAAGAGCAACCAUGUAAGCCAUGAGAUACGUUACCCAGCAUGGAAAAGACGGUUGGAGGCUAAGAUCAAGGCGGCCCGGAAAGAUGUGAGUCAAUUGACGGAGGCCCAGAGAGGUGUGAUGAAAAGGCCGAUACCUGAGAGGUACAUCCAGAUGACCAUACAUGAAGCACUCGAAACUGACAAACAAAGGCUCCAAGCCUUGUCCAGUCGCCUAAAGCGGUACACGAAAGAGAAUGAGGCCAGACGAAUAAACAGGCUGUUCGCAACACAACCUGCGAAAGUGUACGCUCAGUGGCAGGGUCUUAACAAAAUAGCUGACCCACCAAGACUGGAAACUGAAAGGUACUGGAAAGGCAUAUGGGAGAAGGAGGUUGCACAUAACAGCAGUGCACAAUGGCUGGUGACCCUGAGAGAGGAGCACAGCAACCUCCCCGAACAGAACCCAGUUACCAUAACAGUGGCAGACAUACAGGAAAGAGUCUCAGAUAUGAAGAACUGGACAGCACCAUGGCCCAUACCUACUGGCUAAAGAAACUCAUAGCACUCCAUGAGCGCCUAGCAGUACAAAUGAACCAGCUGCUGAGGGAUGAGACUCACCCAGAAUGGCUAACCGAAGGCGAACGAUCCUGAUCAUAAAGGAUCCCUCGAAGGGUGCAGUCCCAUCCAACUAUCGGCCAAUAA
This is a messenger RNA of Hippocampus zosterae (dwarf seahorse), 4518 nucleotides long. RefSeq lists its product as uncharacterized. NCBI's taxonomy places the organism in Eukaryota, Metazoa, Chordata, Actinopteri, Syngnathiformes, Syngnathidae. The transcript has 2 exons. Bases 3173 to 4366 code for a protein of 397 amino acids. The record is from RefSeq and is a predicted model, not a curated record.